Molecule: messenger RNA, 480 nt
Organism: Micromonas pusilla CCMP1545
Lineage: Eukaryota; Viridiplantae; Chlorophyta; Mamiellophyceae; Mamiellales; Mamiellaceae
Exons: 1
Coding region: 1-480 (159 amino acids)
Source: RefSeq, a predicted model, not a curated record
AUGGGCGCGAUGCUGUGCCGGCGCCGCGCGCGCGAGGACGCCGUCGCGGAGCAGAUGGACGCCGCGCGCGCGGGCGACGCCGCCGCCGCGCGAUUGGUCGCGCUCCGACUCGGCCCGCGCUCGAGACUCGGCCUCGACCACGCCUUCCUGGCUGUGAAGCUCGGGGACGCGUCGACGACGCGCGAGCUCGCGCUUCUCCUCGCGCGCGACGCGCGACGCGUCGGCGCGCCCGACGCCGACGACGGCGUCGUCCUGACGCGAAUGUCGCGGACGCUCCUCGCGAGAGCCGCGGAGUUCGGCGACGCGGACGCGGCGUGGAGGCUCGGGGACGUGCGAGCCGCCGCGCGCGCGGGGCACGUGAAAGCGCUCGAAACGAGACACCCAGGCCUGACGCACUUGUGCCACCCGCUCGUGUGCGAGUGCGCGCGACUGCGUCACGACGGCGCGUUCGGGAUGCCGCCGGGGAGCGGAAGGACGUAG